Venustampulla echinocandica is the source of this 753-nucleotide messenger RNA. Its product is annotated as NAD(P)-binding Rossmann-fold containing protein. The transcript has 4 exons. Gene Ontology annotation, molecular function: oxidoreductase activity, acting on the CH-OH group of donors, NAD or NADP as acceptor. NCBI's taxonomy places the organism in Eukaryota, Fungi, Ascomycota, Leotiomycetes, Helotiales, Pleuroascaceae. The coding region runs from base 1 to 753 and encodes 250 amino acids. The record is from RefSeq and is a predicted model, not a curated record.
AUGCCAAGCACCUUCCUCAUCACUGGCUGCUCCCGAGGCCUUGGCCUGGCUCUGGCAACGGAGCUUUCGAAGAAAGGACAUACCGUCUUUGCGACCGCUCGUGACGACCCCGCCCCCCCUUUGAAUGAGCUAAUCGAGAACUCCCAAGGCCUAGUCAAAUAUGUGAAGCUCGAUGUGGAGAGUCGAUCUAGUGUGGAAGAAGCCGAAGCAAAGGUGGCAACCUUGCUGGGUGACAAAGGCCUUGAUGUGCUCAUUAAUAAUGCCGGAGUUAUUAAUUGGAUGUCAGAGGGCAUUGACAAAAUGACCGACCUCGACUCCAUGCUUCAUACCAAUGUCACGAGUGCUCAUGUUGUCACGAGUACCUUUCUUCCGCUCUUGAAGAAAGGCACAGAGAAGAAGGUUGCCAAUAUUUCUACCACAGUUGGCUCCAUCACUACAGCAUCUAAGUACAGCAUGAUGGCCGUCCCAGCAUACAAAGUAUCGAAAGCAGCUUUGAAUAUGCUGACCGUUCAAUAUGCGCUGAACUAUGCUGAGGAAGGAUUCACUUUUCUUGCAAUCAGUCCAGGAUGGCUUCGAACUGAUCUCGGAGGAUCGGCUGCAGAUCUCGACGUGGAGACCGGCGCAAAGGCCACGCUCGAGGCAAUUCAGAGUCACGGAAAGGAGUUCAACGGCAAGUUUGUAAAUAUUCGCGUGGCGGGAUGGGAGCACAGCGAAGGCCUGAAUCAAUACGACGGGGAGAUUUGCCCUUGGUAA